This is a messenger RNA of Thelazia callipaeda (thelaziosis nematode), 588 nucleotides long. NCBI's taxonomy places the organism in Eukaryota, Metazoa, Nematoda, Chromadorea, Rhabditida, Thelaziidae. The record is from the annotation of a GenBank genome assembly.
AUGGAUGGAAUAUGUCUGAGUGAUAAAAUUAAGGCCAUAGAAUCAGCAAAUGAAAUAGAAUCAAAGGAAAGCUCAACAAGUUUGGCAAGUAUUGCAUGUUAUGACCAUUUUGGGAGGCCUUUUCCAGGCUUUCUAUGUCCGCUUAUUAAAAUUAUAGCACACGAAUAUGGAAGAUGGAGAUCAAAAGUGAAAGAAAAUUUGACUUGCGAAGAUUUAAUGAAUUUGAACACUCAUCCUUGUGAUCACAAUACCAGUUCAUGUGUUGUAGUUGCAUUGCCUAACAGUCAUUUGAUAUUGGGUUGUAUGGAUGACCAUACCGGAAAAUUUGUGGCUCCUCAUAACUGGCAAAGAACUAAGCAUAAAAAUUAUUUAUUAGACUUUAGAGUUGAUAAUCCAUUCCCAUUACUGCAACAUUGUCGAAGAGACAAAAAUGACCAACCUGUGUGUAUGCGAAACAAUUUGUUCUAUCGGAAGUUUCCAAUACUUCAACAAUUUACAUGCUGUUGCAAAGGCGACUUCUGUGCUGAUGCACUAUUUGACCAGGUUUGCCUAUCACAUCUAAGGCAAAAAACCUAUGCUUAUUUUUGA